Molecule: messenger RNA, 912 nt
Organism: Perkinsus marinus ATCC 50983
Lineage: Eukaryota; Perkinsozoa; Perkinsida; Perkinsidae
Exons: 1
Source: RefSeq, a predicted model, not a curated record
AUUGACGGUGGUCGUCGGCUCACCGGUGGCAACGAGCUUGACGCCCCUUAUGUGGAUGGUGAUAUGAUAGAUGCCCCGUUCGUUUCCGAAAAGACCCGUCAGUUCUUCUGGGACGAUCGUGAUAUGGACUGGAUGAGCAAACGUAAACUGAGGUCUUCUGAAGGGUUCAAGGGAAUCAGCUACUUCACGAUCGAGAAGGGCUCGGCUGCUGACAAGUAUUUCCAUGCUCACCGCACUCUUGCCGAGAUCGUCAAGUUCGAGUACCCCAACGGUUGUGUCGCUGCUGGUGGGAAGCAGGAACAGAAAUACUGCAUUUUCGUCUCUCUAGACGCCUCUCUCGAUCCUUCUGUAACUCUCAAGGCCGGUAUGAGCUUCAUCGAUAUUCAUGAUGCCAGUAAAGUCGCUCAUCUGUCCAUUGGAGUGACCUUGAAAAAGAACGAGGAUAGUAUGCUGAGCCUUACCAUCGAUGCUGGCGGAUGCGCGGUCGUGUUCCAGUAUGGUCAAACCGAUGGAACCCAUCUGAAAAUAUCUGUAUGCAUGACCAGCAAGGACCCGGCUAAGAAGAGACCAGAUGGUGCGAUCGAGGGCGAGGUUGCAAUCACCGUCAACUUCAUGGUCCACUUGCCGUACGUUGGUGACCUCAUCGACUGGGAUGUUAACGCCAAGGUUAACUGCACUGCCGCCCUCAAGAACGACAUUACAGCAUACGGCGUUAUCGGCACUUCUGCAAGUGCUAAGGUCGCGUACGCCGCUGUGAGCCUCGACAUUACGGCCAACACUCUUGAUCAUGCGUACAACAAAUGGCACUUCGUGUCUGGUGUUGAUUUCCACGCUUGGGCGGGUGUGUGGAAACUCAAAAAGCAUUGGGACUAUCACUGGGCGCUGUACGAGGCCGGCCCUGUAACUAUAUAA